UUAUGUCUGAAGUGUGAGUGAAUGUGCGAGUCUGAGGAGUGAUUCGGUAGCACACCGACAGGAGGACCGGGAGGGUUAUUUCGUGGAUAGAGAGAACAGGGGAGGUGCACUCACUGCUCCGAGAGGAGAAGGACCGGGAGCAGGACCGGGAGCAGCAGCGGGAGCAGGGAGAGGAGGAGGUGCAGCAGGGAGAGGAGGUGCGUGCUUCCUCCUCCUCCGUGUGCUCCACAUUCCUCCGUCCUGUCGGAGCCUCGGUGUCUCCGGGAUCUCAGACUGUUCUGGAUGUUUCUGAUCGGAGAGAUCUCGUUCUGAUUCGCUACGCACGAAGACCGGACCCGGAAUAACCCGAGCAGUCCGGCUCGGCUCGUCUCGGAUCAUGGCUGCUCGCUGGCUGUUUGCGGUCUGUGUGGCUGCGGGACUGUGCGGGAUCCACGGAGCUUGUAUCUACGAGGGAACACAUCACGCUGACAACACGUCAUGGCGACCUCAGCUGUGUGAAGAGUGCACCUGUCAUGGUGAGGUGUCUGUCUGCAGACCAACAACAUGCUCCAACCCUCUCUGUGACGUCAACAAAGGCGAGCGUCUGAGGAUUCCUGCCAACAGCUGCUGUCCAGAGUGUGUGUCCACGUCUGCCAGCUGUCAGCACAACGGGGGGACGUACACGGACGGCAGUCAGUGGAGCCCCACCCCCUGUACGGUGUGUAUGUGUUCCAAAGGGGGCGUGUCUUGCAGUCCUUGGCCCUGUCCAGCCUUCAGCUGCCCCGAGGGUCAGAUGCCGUUCACACCCGCAGGAGAGUGCUGCCCCCGGUGUUCAGGAGGAGGAGCAUCAUGCUCCGUUCAGGGUUCAGUGUAUGCUGACGGCGAGCAAUGGCGGUCCGGUCUUUGCUCCAAAUGUUUCUGCAGCGAUGGAGCCGUUCAGUGUUCAGUGACCGAGUGUGAGGAGGUCGUCUGCAAACCAGGAGAGAAUCUGGUGAUCCGUCCUGGUCAGUGCUGUCCUCGCUGUGAGACGGAUCCAUGUUUAUCUGCAGGGACACAGCACCAGCACGGCGAGCAGUGGCAGAAAAACGCCUGUACAACCUGUGUGUGUGACCAUGGCCAGUCCAGAUGUCACACACACCGCUGUGGGCCUAUCAGCUGUGAGAAGGGUUUUACCAAAGUAAAGAGAGACGGCCAGUGCUGUGAUGAAUGUGUUCCCGCCAAAGGAAGCUGCCUGUAUGAGGGCGCCGUGCGUUACCAUGGAGACAUGUGGAACAGCACGGGCUGUGAGUUCUGCACCUGUAACCGUGGCCAGGUGGUCUGUCAGAGGGCGGAGUGUGCUCGAGUCACAUGUCCUCAGGGGUCUGAGCUGGUUCAGGGGAGGUGCUGCCCUGAGUGUUCGUCCCCAAAGCCGUCCUGUGUUUACAACGGGAAAUCUCACCAGGAUCUUUCUCGCUGGUCUGACGGCGUUUGCAGGGAGUGUGAAUGUCGUGAUGCUGAGGUGACCUGUUAUCUGCGCUCAUGUCCCACCUGUCCACCAGGCACGCUGAGCGUUACCCGCGAGGGACGCUGCUGCCCCGAGUGUCAUCAAGUCCCAUGUCACACAGACUGCUUAUCAUGUACGGGGUCUCCUGAUCACUGUGAGAGCUGCAGGGACAGGAAGGCGGUCCUCCAUCAUGGCCGUUGUCUGUCCGUCUGUCCUGCCGGAUUCUUCACCAGCGGUCAAGUCUGUGAAGCCUGCCCCCCCUCCUGCCUCAGCUGUUCCAACAGUGGGCGCUGUGAGUCAUGUGACCCCUGGACCCUGCUGAGCCCGGAUGCCUCCCAGUGUGUCUCGACCUGUCCAUCAGGAUCUUACCCACACGGAAACACACGCUGUCACUACUGCCAUGCAGCAUGCUCAGAAUGCAGCGGGCCAACGCAGCACGAGUGUAUGGCGUGUUCAAACCCUGCUGCCUUGCUCAAAGACGGACGGUGUGUAAGCCACUGUGGGAAUGGAUUCUACAGCCAGGGUGGAGUCUGCUACGCCUGCGACUCGUCCUGUGCAUCUUGUUUCCCUGACGACCCGAAGUGCAUUAGCUGUCCUCCUGGCAUUGCACUGCAUCAUGGGAAAUGUAUUUCUGAGUGUCCUCCUCGGCAUUAUCUGGAUGACCAUGGCAGGUGUAGGGCGUGCCACACGUCCUGCUCGUCCUGCAUGGGUCCUUCGCUGUCUCAGUGCUCUUCCUGUCCAAGUGAGCUCUGUCUCCUCCACGGUCAGUGUGUGGAAGAGUGUGGGGCGGGGCUCUAUGCUCAGGACGCCGCCUGUCACAAUUGCCACCCUUCCUGCCGCUCAUGCGUUGGCCCGCUGUCCUCCGACUGCCUUGCCUGCGCCAAACCAGAGGAGGUCAUUGUCUGUCAGGAUGCUGUGCAACACGGCGUCUGCUCGGCCGUGUGUCCCAAACACACCUUCAUGGAUCACACACGCACCUGCACAGAGUGUCACUCCUCCUGCUCGCUGUGUUCGGGGCCGUCUGCUGAAAACUGCACUUCCUGUCUCGCCCCCUUCAACCUGCACGAGGGACGCUGUGUCCUCACUUGUCCACAGGUGUUCUUCAGUCAGGACGGACAGUGUCACGCGUGUCACCCGUCAUGUCAGUCAUGUUUGGGUCCGUCUCAGGCCGACUGUACUUCCUGCCCCUCCCUCUCCUCUCUGCUGAGUGGAUACUGCAGGACCAGCUGUGAGGACGGAAACUACCAGAUCCCUGAGAGUGGCGAGUGUGUCCGCUGCAGCUCAGAUUGUGGGCGGUGCUCAGCUGACCUGCUGACAGGUCUUGGCAGUGUGUGUGUGUGGUGUAAGGAGGCAAGAAGGUGGCUACUGGGAGAUCACUGCGUGUCUGAGUGUCCACGAGGAACCUACGGCCAACAUGGAGCAUGUUUAAAAUGCCAUCCAUCCUGUGAGUCUUGCAGUGGGGCGGGGCCUGUCUCCUGUACUUCCUGUCCUGUAAAUACCGUUCUGACGCCCUUGGGUGUUUGUGCUCCUAAAUGUCCCAUUGGUUACCAUGACAACGGUCAUCGGGCCUGUCAAGCAUGUGACCAUCAGUGUCUCACCUGUGAGGUGGGCGGAGCCUGUACAUCUUGCAGAGACCCCACAAAGGUGCUUCAGUUUGGAGAGUGUCAGUACGACAGCUGUGCUCAUCAGUACUACCUGAACACUUCGACCAGAGCAUGCAGAGAGUGUGACUGGAGCUGUAACUCGUGUCGUGGUCCCCUGAGGACGGACUGCCUCCUCUGUAUGGACGGUUACGUGCUGCAGGAUGGCGUCUGCACGGCGAGCUGCUCCAAAGGUUUCUACCAGGAUGGAGACACGUGUGAGACGUGUGAUGCUCAUUGUGAGCAGUGUCUCGGCCCUGCCCAGUGUCAGCGCUGCUUGCCUCCGUUUGCCGUCCUUGAAGGACACUGCGUUCUGGGCUGUGGGCGGGGCUUCUUCCUGGACACCUCGUCUCAGCUCUGCAGACCGUGCUCGUCUGACUGCGUGCUGUGUGACGCCGUCGGAAGCUGCACGGCCUGCAGGGAGCACACCUACCUAAUGGAGGGGUACUGUACACCUGACUGUGGGCGGGGCUUCUACGCUGGCCUGAAGACCAGGACAUGUUACGUGAAUAGCCACGCUCCCUCCCUGCGAGUAAAUGGCUCACUCCUGGUCCCUGUAGGGGGUGCGGCCUCACUAAGCCCCUCCUUGCUGCAGGUGAAUGACCCCGACAGUCCAGCUGAGCGUCUGAUCGUUCAGCUGGUCCAGAGCCCCAGUAAUGGCCGGCUGCUCUUCAGGGGAGAGGAGGGCAGGGAGGAAGGAGGGCGAGAACUGAACCAGGAUGACACCUUUACCUGGGCGGAGCUGAGAGCAGGGCGUGUCCAGUUCAGCCAUCAGAGAGAUGGGUCCAGGAGUGGAGAGUUCAGCGUUCGAGUCUCUGACCCUCAGCUGUUCUCACAACCGGAGUCAAUCCAGGUUCAAGCUGUGUCCAUGCAGCCUCCACGGGUUGUCUCUCUCUCUCCUCUCACUGUGGACGAUCGAGGUGCCGUGGCGACCAUCACCAAAUCCAUCCUGCAGAUAGACGAUCCUGAUAAUCCCGCUGACGUCCUGGUUAUGGUCUUGGACCCGCCCCGCCAUGGCCGGCUGACCCGUCUCCAUGGGGACCGGGCGCUUAGCCGGUUCAAGCUGGAGGAUCUGAGCCGGGAGCAAAUCCAGUACCAACAUGACGGGACGGACGAGGGGCGGGACGAGACGGUGCUGCAGGUCAACGACGGUCACACCUACAGGAACAUCCUGCUGCACAUACAUGUCAAUCACAAGGCGUCGGACUCUCCUCAUGUGCUGUCUGUGCCGAUGACGUGGGUCAGAGAAGGAGGGAUGGUUCGUCUGGAUAAAAAAUAUCUGCAGAGCGAUAUCAGAGGAGUGAGCGCCGAGAACAUCCUCUACACCAUCCAAUCAGCAGAGGGAUAUCCUAAACAUGGUGAGGUGGUGUUGGUCUCCAUGCUGGCCGACGGUCCUCCUGAAGGUUGGCGUCCAUCUCUGACAGCUGAUCGAGGUUUCACGGCAACGAACUCGUUUACUCAGCAGGACGUGAACGACGGCUCCGUGUGGUACCGUCAUAUCGGACCGGGGAUGGACGGCGACUCCUUUAUGUUCCAGGUGUCCACAGACUCCGCCCCCCUUCUGCAGAGCGAUGCUCAGACGUUCACUGUCGGCGUCCUCCCCCAGAUCCCUGGAUUCCCCCAGCUCGCCCCUGACUGCGACCUGCAGAUCACGGCUCUGGAGGACCGAGUGACAGAGAUCACUCCUGCUGCUCUCUCCUUCAUUGACUCAGAAACACCUGAUGAAAAACUCGUCUACAACAUCACCAAAGCUCUGCCGCCACGCCACGGAACGAUUGAACAUGUUGACCGAGCGUACACACCGGUGAAACUUUUCACUCAGGCUGACGUAAACAACGGAAAGAUCAUCUACAGACCUCCAGCAGCUCCAUCACACCUACAGGAGCUCUACCAGUACUCCUUCACUGGCCUGCCUGAAUCUCUCAGCGUCUACUUCACAGUGUCCGAUGGAGAACACACCACCCCCGAACUCGACUUUGCCGUCCUCCUUCUGUCCAAUCACCAGCAGCCGCCCAUCUUUCAGGUGCUGGACCCACUACUGGAGGUCAGCGUGGGGGGUCAGGCCAGCAUCGGCGGUCAGCAGCUGGCGGUCAGUGACGCUGACACGGCUCCAGACGAGUUGGAGUUUGAGCUCGUUGAAGCUCCGAUCCACGGGGAGCUGCUAAAGACGGAGGGCAGCGAACGCAUCAGCAUGAACAACGGUGACACCUUCACCUUCGCCGACAUUACCCGCAACGUCCUCCUCUACAGACACGGCGGCCUCUCCACGCAGGAGGACGCCAUCACCUUCUCUGUCAGUGACGGGAUCUCUAUGGCGACCACCGUGGUGCAGGUGGUGGUGCUGGGCCGCGGCGGCGACGGGCCACAGCGUGACCCAGCAGCGUCUCUGUCUGUGGAAGUGGGUGAGAAGAGCAGCACGGUGAUCAGACGCUCACACCUGGCUUACACGGACGACUCGUCUCCUGAUGAUCAGAUCCGGAUCCAGCUGGUGUCUGUGCCGAUGUACGGCGUCCUGAGGCGGAGCCUAAGUGGGCAGGAGAGCGAGGAGCUGAGGGAGUACUCGAGCUUCAACAUGGAGGACGUCAACAAACGCAGGAUCAGGUACGUCACCUCGGUGGAGACGGGCAGUCAGCCAAUCACAGACAUUUUCCACUUCCUGGUUUAUGAUGGAGACAACAACCGCCUCGACAACCAGAUGUGCACAAUCACUAUCACCUCAUCACCACGGCAACCGCCCGAGGUGACCGUCCACAGCGGCAUCAAGGUUCAGGUGGGAGGUCGGGUGCAGCUCUCCACCAAUCACAUCACAGUGUCAGACCUGGACACGCCCAGGAAGGAUCUGCUGGUGUGGCUGGUCAUUCCGCCGAAGUUUGGCUUCAUCGAGAACACGAGACGAGGGGGCUCUGUGGGCGGCUCGAGGGUUGUUACACCGGACGUUCCGUUCUCCAUGGAGGACCUGACGUCCAACCACAUCUUCUACGUUCAGGAUGGGAAGUCUCGGGUCAAACAGGAUGUGUUUAGCUUCUACAUCAGUGACGGCCACAGCCAGACCGAGGCGUUCAACGUAGACGUCGACAUCCAGAGCGAGGAGCAGCGUGAGCCCGUGGUGUCCGUCAGCAGUGUCCAUGUGGAGGAAAACUCCGGAGUUGUCAUCACAAACUCGUCCCUGAGUGUCCAGGACCUGGACACGCCGGAGAACGAGAUCCUGUUCACCGUAAUCAGGAAGCCUUCAUACGGUAAACUUCGCCGCCGUCAGUUUUACUCUGAGCCCCUGGAGAACGGGCGUGUCCUCUCCCAGGGCUCCACCUUCACCUAUCAGGACGUCCUGGAUCAGCUGUUGGUGUACACACCUGAGCAGGUGAGCGGGGGGGCAGACGAGCUGGGCUUCACGCUGACCGAUGGCAUCCACACGCACACAGGACGGCUGACGUUCACCAUGGACGUGAGGAAGAGCGAGGGGCCCCGGAUGACGGUGAACAGGGGCCUGCAGCUGGCUGCAGGCUCCUCCUCAAAGAUCACAGAGCAGAACCUGAAGGGAACAGACCUGGACUCAGACAGUCUGAGGCUCCGCUACGUCCUCACAAAAGACGUGGCGGCGGGAAAACUGCUGCUGAGCCGUGGCGCCGGAGGACAAAGAGAGGCGGAGAGAGUGACAGUGAAAGGACCGAUCCAGAGCUUCACACAGGACGACGUCAACAAAGGUCUGCUUCAGUUCAGCCAUGAGAAAGGAGAGAGGGGAGGAAGUCUGUCCUUUAAAUUUAACCUGAUUGACCCCGAGGGAAACAAGCUCAUUGACCAAUCAUUCUUCAUCAGCGUGCUUGAGGACCGCCUCCCACCAUCCGUGGAGGUGAAUAAAGGACUGGUAUUGGAUGAGAACUCAGUGAAGAAGCUGACCACGCUGCAGCUGUCAGCGAGCGACCAGGACAGUGAGCCGAGCGAACUGGUUUAUAAAAUCACCAAACAGACAAGUCUGGGUCACCUGGAGCAUGCCGCCAACCCCGGUGCAAGGAUCAGCUCAUUCACACAGGCUGACCUGGCAUCCCGCAGCAUUCAGUACGUCCACACCAGCGAAGAAGAGAAGCACGCUGACCAGUUCUCCUUCGUUGUGUCAGACGGGACCAACGAGGUGUCUCAGACGUUCUACAUCACCAUCAGACCCGUGGAUGACUCUCUGCCUCUUCUGCUCGUUCCUGGGAUGAGAGUCCAGGAGGGCGUGAGGAAGACCAUCACCGAGUUUGAGCUGAAGGCCACAGAUGCUGACACUGAGGCCGAGUCCAUCGUGUUCACCAUCGUCCAGCCUCCUCGCCACGGCACCAUUGAGCGUACAAGUAACGGGCAGCACUACCGUCAGACGAGCAGCUUCAGCAUGGACGACGUCUAUCAGAACCGCAUCAGCUACAACCACGACGGCUCCAACUCCCUGAAGGACCGCUUCACCUUCAGCGUGAGCGACGGGACCAACCUGCUGUUCAUGGUGGAGGACGGCGGCAAGGAGAUCAUCACGGCUGCUCCUCAGAAGUUUAAGAUCGAUAUUCUGCCCGUUGAUGACGGAACACCACGGAUCGUCACCAACCUGGGCCUGCAGUGGCUCGAGUACAUGGACAACAAGGCGACAAAUCUGAUCACCAAGAAGGAGCUGCUGACCAUGGACCCUGAUACAGACGAUGGCCAGCUGGUUUAUGACAUCACCACCCCGCCUAAGCACGGUUACCUGGAGAGCAAAAUGAAACCUGGAAACCCUGUGACCACCUUCACACAAGCCGAUGUAAACCUCGGUCUGAUCAGAUACGUGCUGCAGCAGGAGAACGUUCAGGAAACCAUGGAUCACUUUAAGUUCCUGGUCAAAGACAGCAAACCCAACGUGGUCAGAGAUAACGUGUUCCACAUCCAGUGGUCCGUGAUCAGCUUCACUCACCGAAGCUAUAAUGUCAGCGAGAAGGCGGGCACAGUGGCGGUGACGGUGAGACGAACAGGAAAUCUGAAUCAGUACGCCAUCGUGUUGUGUCGAACCGAGCAGGGCAGCGCCACCUCAAGCAGCAGCGUGGGAUCACGGCCGGGUCAGCAGGACUAUGUGGAGUACGCUGGUCAGGUGCAGUUCGACGAGCGUGAGGACACCAAGGUGUGUACCAUCGUCAUUAACGAUGAUAAGGUGUUUGAGGGGGCGGAGAGCUUCCAGGUCGAACUGAGCAUGCCCGUGUACGCGCUGCUGGGAGGAAACACGCGUGCCGUCGUCAACAUAAACGACACAGAAGACGAGCCGACUCUGCAGUUUGACAAGAAGACGUACCACGUCAACGAGAGCACGGGAUUCAUCCACGCACCUGUGCAGAGGAAAGGCGAUUCGUCGAGCACGGUGUCGGCGCUGUGUCACACGGUGGCGGGCUCGGCUCAGGGCAGCAGCCUCACCGCUCUGGAGUCCGGCUCGGACUAUAAAAGUCGCGGGAUGAGCUCCGAUAACCGCGUCAUCUUCGGCCCGGGCGUCAGCAUGUCCACCUGUGACGUCAAACUCAUCGACGACAGCGAGUACGAGCUUUCUGAGGAGUUUGAGCUCGUGUUGAGCGACGCCUCAGAUAACGCACGUAUGGGAGACGUCACAGUCGCCAAGGUGGUCAUCGACGGACCUAAUGAUGCAUCCACGGUCUCUCUGGGGAACGCCACGUUUACCUUCAGUGAAGAUGCAGGUACUAUAGAGAUCCCCGUGCUGCGUCAUGGCAGCGACCUUUCAUCUGUGACGUCCGUGUGGUGUGCAACGCGACCGUCUGACCCCCCCUCAGCCAGCCCGGGGGUCGACUACAUCCCCAGCUCCAAGAAGGUGGAGUUCAAACCGGGGAAGACCCAGGAGAGCUGCAGUCUGACCAUCAUGGACGACAUCCAGAACCCGUCCAUCGAAGGAUCCGAGUCCUUCAUCGUCUUCCUCAGCUCUCCUCAGGGGGCGGUGCUUCAGGAGCCAUAUGAGGCCAGCGUGGUCAUCACCGACACCUUCCAGGACAUUCCCAGCAUGCAGUUUGAGAAGAGCGUCUACACGGUGAAGGAGAAGGACGGCGUCCUCCACCUGCCCGUCAUCCGCUCCGGAGACCUGACCUUCAAGUCGUCGGUCAGGUGUUUCACUCGCACCAUGUCGGCGAUGGUGAUGGACGACUUUGAGGAGAGGAGGAACGCGGACGAGUCCAGGAUCACGUUUCUCAAAGGAGAGAAGGUGAAAAACUGCAGUGUUUACGUAAACGAUGACUCAGUGUUCGAGCCUGAAGAAGAGUUCCAGGUGCAUCUUGGGACGCCGCUUGGUGAUCAUUGGAGCGGUGCAAUGGUGGGAGCUAAUGACAUCGUCACGGUGACCAUCACCAACGAAGAAGAUGCUCCCACCAUCGAGUUCGAGCAGGCGUCCUUCCAGGUCAGAGAGCCUCCUGGGCCAGACGGUGUCGAGGUGUUAAACAUCAAGGUGAUUCGCCGCGGCGACCUAGACCGAACCUCCAAGAUCCGCUGCAGCACGCGGGAUGGCUCGGCCCAAUCUGGAGUGGAUUAUAAUCCAAAGAGCCGAGUGCUGAAGUUUACUCCAGGGAUGGAUCACAUCCUGUUUAAGGUGGAGAUUCUGUCCAAUGAGGACAGAGAAUGGCACGAGUCCUUCUCGUUGGUGCUCGGCCCCGACGACCCCGUGGAGGCAGUGCUUGGAGAGAUCACCACGGCAACAGUAACCAUUCUGGACCAGGAAGCGUCAGGCAGCCUCAUCCUGCCGGCCACGCCAAUCGUGGUCUCCCUCGCUGACUAUGACAACGUACAGGAAGUGACCCGGGAGGGCAGUAAGAAGGCGCCCCCUCCUGGCUACCCGCUGGUGUGCGUCUCCCCAUGUGACCCUCACUAUCCAAAAUUCUCGGUGAUGAAGGAGCGCUGCGACGAGGCGGGCAUCAACCAAACCCAAGUCCACUUCUCCUGGGAAGUGGCGGCUCCCACUGACACCAACGGGGCUCGCUCUCCAUUUGAGACGGUUACGGACACCACGCCGUACACCAGCGUCAACCACAUGGUCCUGGACAGUAUCUACUUCAGCCGCCGUUUCCACGUCCGAUGUGUCGCUCAGGCCAGAGAUAAGGCCGGUCACUUGGGGACGCCACUCAGAAGCAACAUUGCCACUAUCGGCACUGAUGGCUCCAUCUGCCACACGCCUGUUACCACGGGAACCGCCCGAGGCUUCCAGGCCCAGUCCUUCAUCGCCACGCUCAAAUACCUGGACGUCAAACACAAGGAGCACCCCAACCGGAUCCACAUCUCGGUGCAGAUCCCCCAUCAGGACGGCAUGCUCCCCCUGGUGUCCACCAUGCCGCUGCACAACCUCCACUUCCUGUUGUCAGAGUCCAUCUACAGGCAGCAGCACGUCUGCUCCAACCUCGUGACGCUGAAGGACCUGAAGGGGGUGGCGGACUCUGGCUUUCUCGAUGACGUCUCCUUGGAUACUAUCUCUCUGGGUCCUGGUUUCGAUCGCCCCUAUCAGUUUGAUCCAAACGUCCGUGAAGCUCGGAGUCUGCAGCUCUACAAGCACCUGAACCUGAAGAGCUGCAUCUGGACGUUCGACGCCUACUACGACAUGACGGAGCUGAUCGACGUCUGCGGCGGAUCAGUCACCGCCGACUUCCAGGUGCGAGACUCGGCCCAGUCCUUCCUCACCGUGCAGGUUCCUCUCUACGUGUCCUACAUCUACGUCACGGCUCCACGGGGCUGGGCAUCUCUGGAACACCACACCGAGAUGGAGUUCUCCUUCUUCUACGACACGGUGCUGUGGAGGACAGGUAUUCAGACAGACAGCGUCCUGUCAGCCAGACUGCAGAUCAUCAGGAUCUACAUCAGAGAGGACGGACGACUUGUCAUCGAGUUCAAAACCCACGCCAAGUUUAGAGGCCAGUUUGUCCCUGAACAUCACACGCUGCCCGGGCAUAAAUCCCACCUGAUGGCUCCAGAUCACCUGGGAGGAAUCGAGUUCGACAUCCAGCUGCUGUGGAGCGCCCAGACCUUUGACUCGCCGUAUCAGCUGUGGAGGGCGACCAGCUCGUACAGCAGGAAGGACUACUCCGGGGAGUACACUGUGUUUCUGAUCCCCUGCACAGUUCAGCCCACUCAGCCGUGGAUCGACCCCGGAGACAAACCUCUGUCCUGCACCGCCCACGCUCCAGAGAAGUUCCUGGUACCGAUCGCCUUCCAGCAGACCAACAGACCGGUCCCCGUGGUUUAUUCUCUGAACACCGAGUUUCAGCUGUGCAACAACGACAAGGUGUUCAUGAUGGACCCGGCCACCGCCGACGUCUCCAUGGCCGAGAUGGACUACAAGGGCGCCUUCUCCAUGGGUCAGACGCUGUACGGCCGGGUGCUGUGGAAUCCAGAGCAGAACCUGAACGCAGCGUACAAGCUGCAGCUGGAGAAGGUUUACCUGUGCACAGGUAGAGACGGAUACGUUCCCUUCUUCGACCCCACGGGGACGCUGUACAACGAGGGCCCUCAGUACGGCUGCAUCCAGCCCAACAAGCAGCUGAAACACCGCUUCCUGCUGCUGGAUCGGAAGCAGCCCGACGUCUGUGAUAAGUUUUUCCAUGACGUUCCCUUUGAGGCUCAUUUCGCCUCCGAUAUCCUGGAGCUGCAGGCCAUGAGCGCCAUGCCGGGUGUGGACGGCUUCACCAUGAAGGUGGACGCUCUCUACAAGGUGGAGGCGGGGCAUCAGUGGUACCUCCAGGUGAUCUAUGUGAUUGGUCCAGAGUCCCGGUCCAGCCCCAGGAUCCAGCGCUCCGUGACCUAUCAGCUGAGCCGCUCUCGACGUGACCUGGUGGAUCGUAGUGGGCGUCUGACGCUGGACGAGUCCCUGAUCUACGACAACGAGGGCGACCAGGUGAAGAACGGCACCAACAUGAAGUCACUGCGCCUGGAGGUGGAGCCGUCCGCCACCUUUAAUGCCCACGUGGGCAGCUCUGUGGGCGGGGCCGUAGCCGCCGUCACCCUGCUGGUCCUGGUUGUGCUGGCUUCGUGUUUCGUGUUGCGCCGCUGUAGACGGGCGGCGGCGAAGAAGACGGAGAAAACGUACGAGCAGUACCCGCUGAACACCAAGGUGGAGGUGUGUUUGGACAAAUGUGUGGAAAAGAACUUCAGCUCCAAACACUGCACGGUCCGGAACAUCAACAUCCUCAACCGCCAGCAGGAGCCCCGCCCCAAAGUCAAACAGGUCAACCUGGAGGUGAAGCUGCACAACAACCUGAGUGACGGCACCGAGGUGUGACGAGAGCGGGGGGAGAGGGCAAGGGCGGCCAGGAGGAGAGGGAGAAUCUAAAGGUUAUUUCAGAGGUAGCGUUUGUACUUGAGGUACGACAUGUUUGUUUUUUCUUUUUUAACCACUUUGAAAAAGGGAAAAGAGUGGCGCCACAGCGGGAAAUCAUUCAGCAGCGUUGGCCGCUAACUCAGGAACCACUUGCACCCCUACUCAGCUCAGACGUCACUCAGUACGUUUCACUCGGGACGUUUCACUUUGUAUGUUUGACUCGGUACGUUUCCAUGCAGUCAUCAAAGUUGCUGUAUUGAUAGUGCGGCCAAACCUGGACUUUUUCAUCCAUUAGCAUAAAUCAUCAGUGGACUGGUAGUCGGCCAGUGGUAGGGCCUCAUAUCCAGACUCACAGUCCCCCAUAUCUAGACUCACGGCCCCCCAUGUCCAGGCUCACGGUCCCCCAUGUCCAGACUCACUGCCCCCCAUGUCCAGACUGACGGUCCCCCAUGUCCAGACUCACGGUCCCCCAUGUCCCCCAUGAUUUAUGCUAAUAGAUAAGGUCCCCCUUAUCCAGACUCACCGUCCCCCAUGUCCAGACUCACGGUCCCCCAUGUCCAGACUCACGGUCCCUCAUAUCCAGACUCACGGUCCCCCAUGUCCAGACUCACGGUCCCCCUUAUCCAGACUCACCGUCCCUCGUGUCCAGACUCACGGUCCCCCGUGUCCAGACUCACGGUCCCCCGUGUCCAGACUCACGGUCCCCCAUAUCCAGACUCAUGGUCCCCCAUUUAUGCUGAGGUUUCAUCAGAGUUUAUUGUGCUUAUUCCUGUUUUCCCAGCCUUUAGCGCUGUCAAACCAGAGUUUUUAAUGGCACAGCUCUUCUUGACUUUACGGUAGAGAUUGUCACAUCGUCGGCGACCAAUCAGAUCGUCAGACCAGGCUGGUGACUGAAGCACAGAGGAGACAGGAGAGUUUAGGGAUGGACAGAGCGAGUCGGUGACAGUAGAGACGGUUUUUACUAAGAUGAAGAAGGAGGUAAAUGUUCAGACUGGUCCAUGCUCAUUCUUCUCCAGUUUAAACCGGUUUGAGUCUCCACGUGUUUCAGUGCCGCCGCCAUGACUGAUCAUCGGUAGUAGACAAAGCACACGGUUUAGAGCAAUAAUCCAGACUCAGAUCUGAGGACAGAAAAUAAACUAAGAGCCUGAAUCAAUCGAUCAGAAUCCUCACAAUCAUCAAUGAUGAUCUCUAACGUUGCUCUGAUUUUUCAAACACUGGAUUUUAUUUAAACUCUUUUAGACUACUGAGACGAGAAACGACGUAUAACCACUUAAUCUAGCUGACAUGAGGCGUGCUGCCAUCUAGUGUCGUGGAGGCAGACGUUCUUCUAUCAGUUCAGUUUUUCACUGUUGCUUCGACACGUUUCUCAAACUCUUCCUCCCUUUUCUCUAAACACUGAACACAAAACUGGGACAGGUAAAAAAGUAGAUUGAACCAGUCUCACUGUAGAGGAGAAUCAGGACUAGUCUCUGCAGUAAAAACCAAAUAAAACCUUCAGCUUUUUAGAAACACACUGAAUGCUCCCAAGUCAAGUAGAAACCCUAAACCAGCGAUACUCAACCUGUGGCUCUGGAACCACAUGUGGCUCUUUUAUGUCUUCAUAAAAAAAUAUUAUUCCCCCAGAAAACCUUAGAAAAGGGAAACUUUGACCUCAGAAAUUAUGCAUUGCAAGUCACUUUAAUCGGUUUGUUUCCUGCACAUACACACUCAACUUUAAUUGUCAACCAAUUAUUUUUUUCUGUAUAUUUCUGUUGCCCCAAUUUGCAAUUUUCUGCCUCUUUUU
This is a messenger RNA of Cheilinus undulatus (humphead wrasse), 14174 nucleotides long. It is a transcript of the gene fras1, whose product is annotated as Fraser extracellular matrix complex subunit 1. Gene Ontology annotation, cellular component: membrane. Gene Ontology annotation, biological process: cell communication. The transcript has 73 exons. NCBI's taxonomy places the organism in Eukaryota, Metazoa, Chordata, Actinopteri, Labriformes, Labridae. Gene Ontology annotation, molecular function: protein binding. The record is from RefSeq and is a predicted model, not a curated record. The coding region runs from base 377 to 12352 and encodes 3991 amino acids.